AACAAAUAUAACUGCUAUUUUUUUCUGGGACGCAUAUAAUAUAUUGUUUCUUCAGCAGAGAAAGUGUUGGAUUUGUCUUUUCUGAAUAAAUACGUAUUUUUGCCAUUUUUGCAAGUUAUGAUAAGGUACAAAUAAUAGUGCCAACUCUGAAAGAUCAAGACACUAAAAAUAACUACUAAAAUGAAUAUAGGACGCUUGAAGUUGAAAGCCAAAUCUAGUUCUAUGAACAAGAACGGCAAUUCUUCGCUUGCCGAGGUCACUGCAAAUGUACCGCAGCUAUCGCAGCUUGAUAGAACAGAUGCGGCGAAUAUAUGUCGGUCCGAGACAACACCUCGACAUAAACCAGAAGACGAUAUUAUCGGCAGUCUUAGUGCUAAUAGUGUCAGUUUCGGUAGCAGUAGUGAUACCAAUAAUGAAGACAGUCUAGAGAUUAUGGAGGAAAUAGAUGUUGAGGAGGAUGGGAGCAGACUGGAAGAAAAUGUUACCAAUAGCAUAUCGAAAACUAUUGCGUUGAAUGUUCCUGUCAAUCUGGUUGCGACGGUGCUUCCACAAGACUCCGGUGUUCAACCAAAACUACCUGUUGACGAAAGAAAACAACUGUUCAAUAUUGAGAACAGAUCAGAAGUGUUGCUUGGAAACACUGGAUUUGAUAUCGAUGAACUGAAGUUAACUGGGACUGAAAUUGCUCAACAUUUUCAACAUUUUAGUGAACCGGAAGAAAUCUCAUAUAGUGAGCAACGUGUGGACCCGGUCGCUGUUGUACUUUCCGAACUCGAUUCUGUAGACAAACAUUCACAACUAGAAGAAUCAAAUAUAGAGAAUAAUGACCCAAAAGUGUCAAGUGCGAAGUUAGACUCCAACAGUCCGAAAAGAUAUGAAGCGAAAGAAUUGUCACCGUUGACUGAAGAUGAUGUGCUGAUUAAUAGCAUUAAAGUGAAUCUCAGUUCUCUGAAGAAACUACAUAAGCAGCCAAAUGCUCAUGACAACAGUGGUGAUAACAGUUUAAGUACAACAAAUGAAAUUUCGGAGCUGGCGCGAGAUACCGAAAGUGAUCGCAUCAUGAGUUUGCGCAGUGAUAGUGAAACUAAACCAAAGAAUGAAGAUAAAGAGGCAAAACAACCAGAAUUACCGUUGUUUACAAGUAGAAGUUAUGAAAAUCCCGAUAGAAAUCAAACACCUAUAAUUAGACGGUCACUUUCUAUUCCGAGUGCAGUGAAGUUAGGCGAUACAUCAUCAGAUCAACUUCAUGACACUAGUGUUGAGGAGGAUAAUUCAAUAGAGGAGGUAGUAAUGUCGAACCCGUCGAUUGAAUCAUCUAUUGGGAUGGUCGAAAUUAACUCUUUCAAUGAAAAUGAGACCAGCUCAUUCGCAAGUAUAUCAAAAGAUCUUCAGGUGGAGCAGCGUUCUAUUGUUAGUGAUGAUGCUGGUGAUUUGAAAGAGAAAAUUCUUACAUCUAGCAAACCAUUUGAAGAAGUACAUUCACAAUAUGAGCCUAAAGCUCUGAGUGACAAGAUAGAAGACGAAACAUCUUUUUCUUCUAUUAAGCAAAUGGAUCAGGUGAUUGAUUUUAAAGAGGCGUUAGAGGAUAUUUCCGAAGAAUCAGAACAUACACUAACAGCUUCAGAUCAUUCUAGUAGUAAAGCAAAAACAUCUGAUGAACAGUCUUCUGCGAUCGAGAAGGGUAAAGAGAUCCGCAAAAUUCUAGUUGAAAAGGUCUUGCAAAGACAAUUGAGAAUCGAUAGUACCAUUGACGAAGACAAUAAGGAAAAUGUCCAAGAUGUAUUACCGUUCAGCAAGACUUCUGAGUCCAACAAUGUUGUUAGUUUGAACUUGUUUCAAGAAUUGGAGGAAGAAAUUAAAAAGAUGAGAGAAAUUAUUGCAUCGAAGAACGUUUAUGAAGUACAUCUUGCUAAGGAUUCUUCGAAAGAGGGCUCGAUUGAUUCAAUCGAUCAGCAACAACAUAAUGACUCAAUCAGCUUGACUACCAAUUCUACUGAAUACAAACCGGUAAAUGAUGAUUAUUCUCCAAACGAGGCGCUACAUAUUAAAAUCAAUAAGUUAAAUGGAUGGAUCGAGAUACUUUCAGAAAAAUUGCAAGAAUCCAUUCAGGCUCGAAAUCAGUCACAGACAAAUGUAGUGAAACUUACAGUGGAAGUUAAUCAGUUACGGAAACAAUUGACAGAGAACAUUGAAGCUAUCAAACAGAGAGCUCACUGGAUGCGAGAUCAGGAAAGUAACGGCCAAAGAAUUUCAGAAAUUUCAAUUGAUCUAAUAAGUGAAACAGACGACGCGUUGUCAGACUUUCCAGAUCUAUACGAGGAACGCUCCAAUAGAAACUCCCGAGAACGUCAGCUGGAUAUCGAUUACUCUGAACAAAAUCCCCUGCCUAUUCCCAUCGCCAUAUCUAAGCAGUUAGAACAGUUUAGAAAAUAUUUAUCACCAGACGAAUUACGAUUAUUUAAUAUGGUUCAAAGUAAAUUUGAUGAUUACUUAAAGCUUGAACUUGAAAGACAACAAAAUGAUUUGAAAUCUCACCAUGAACAAGAGAUGAUUGAUCAACGCACGUAUUUUGAACAAAAGUGCGCCGAAUUUGAAAAGCAAUACACGGAAGAAGUGAUUUCACAACACAGUCGGCGGUUGUCUGACGACACCGCUUCAGAUAUUUCAGAUCACGAAGAGUUUCCGGCUGAAAAUGGCGGCUAUCAAUCAAAGCAGACUAGUCCAAAGAGAAAAUUAAAAGAGUUGAUUUAUCUUAGUCCGACGCAUAGAAAGAUCACUCCAACCACAAUUGAUACCACUGAAGGAAGUACGGAUGAAAUGAUGGAGGUUACUACUGAACUUGCAAAAGAAUUGCAGUUGGAUUGUGAUAGUGCACGAGCCAUUUAUCAAAAUAAAAUUUUGGAGCUUAACCGGAAACACAAUGAAGACGUGAAACAAUUGCGAGAAAGAUUGAAAUUAUACGAAGAUACAGACACCACAAAAGUUUUCUUGCCUUCUAACGAAACACCCUUCACGAGCGAAGAUGCAUCCAGUCUAAUAACACAACCGGCGUCAACAUUUGCGCUGCCGGCGUGCUUGGCGUCACCGCAAUCUGGUGUGUUACUAACAGUCACUGCCGGUGGCACUAUGGGUAUCGAGCUAAAUGACGAUUUGCACGAGAUUAUUGCCGAUUACGAACGUCGGUUGCAGGAACAAGUUGCGCUGGCACGACAGGAUGUCCUUGGAGAGUUGGAAGUUCAGAUACAGGCGCUGUUAUCUGACACGGCUAUAGAAGAUUGCCAUUGGCCACCGGAACUGAUACUACUCAGGGAAAAGUUUACUGCCAGGAGCCAACUGGAAAUUUCCCAACUUCGAAUCAAACAUGAGGAAGAAAUGGCCCGUAUGAAAACUGAUUUUGAGAAACAGCAACAGUGGAAGCUAAAACGCCAAUCGACGUUUGAUUCGACUCGUGAUUUGGACAAAAUUAUCAUCGAGCGAGACAAUCUGCGAGAACUCUCGUAUACCUUGCGGAACGUUCUUGGAGAAUUCUUAAAAUAUGUUUCGGUUUGCGAAGAUGACUUGAAUAGCACUGUUCGUGAAGAACUCCAAAAACAUGGUUUGAUAUUUGGCACAGACGACGAGACUAUAGAGGCUUCUGCUAUCGAUGUUAAUGUAUCAAAUAUAUCGACAUGUUCGACUACAAAGAAGUUUCUGAAGUUUGCCCCGGAUGUGUCUGGUUUGAUUUCAAUAAUUGAAGACCCUUCAUUGCUGGAAUUCGUGUCGAAGGACAACGCCAAUAGUGAUGGAACAAAUCAAUCACUUAAUCUAGAGGAGUGUCUAGCAUUGCUAAAUACAGAAGCGAUGCAUCUUUUGACGCUUUCGGAAAGGCGUACAACAAGACUUGCAACGAAGGACGAGGACUUAGAUAAAACAUCGCUAAAAAGUGAUAAAUUUGAGGACGAAAAUGGCUUUCAGUGUGGGUUCAACAGAAUAGAAAAUGCUAGGACUCGUUCGUUUGACGAAAAUCUGAUACGAACCAGCUGUUCAAAUGAGAACAAACUCAACUAUGUUACCAGUUUACCACUUGAUUUGGGAUCUGCGCAAUCCAGCGGAGAAUUAAAUAUUCAGCUACAUGAACUGAAGAAUAGACUUUUAAAAACGGAAGAUGAGAAACGCAUUUUAGAAAGCAAAUACAACAGUUUAUUUAUUGAAUUGAAUGAAACAAAACUACAUUUACUAGACCUAAAUGGUCAAAAUGUUGAAAUUAAUGAGGGAUAUGGAACAAAUGCGUUGCUGCCAAGCGCACAUAGACCAACCAAUUGCUUCGUCGAAUUACAGGAGAGAGCAAAGAAUUUGUUAGGUACCGUCUCACCCGAUCAUAUCAUUGACAAUAGUGUUAAUUUAUUGCAGCUGGUAGAAGAUUUCUGCAGAGAGGGUGAACGAUACAUGGAGGAUGAGAAACGCGAGAAACUGGAUUUGCAGGCUCAAAUCGUGGCUGCAGAUAAACAACUCAAAGCCACACGGCAUUUCCUGGAGGACCAGGCUGCUGAACGAGAACAUGAACGAGACGAGUUUGUGAAAGAGAUUGGAAAGCUCAAAUCACAAAUGCGUGAAAAAGAUAAGGACAAGGUGAACAUUGAACGUCUCACGAAAGAGGGCGGAUUUUUGUGUGACAGUUGUAGUUAUGGUAUCGAUAAUCGGGAGAUUAUUGAAAAACUGGAAGCUGUAGAUCAGAACGGGAAGGAAUUAUGUGCUCAGAUUAGUGGAAAAGAUGACAUAAUUCGAAAGCUGGAGAAUGAUCUCAAAGAUUCGAUCGACAAGGGAUUUACGCUUCGUGAAAUCAUUUCUGAGCUGGAGACUCAAAUCGAAAGUAAAUCAAUCAACGAGCUUAUAUUGCAUGCUAAAAUUAAGGAACUCGAACUUUACAUUGAUGCUCAAAAUCGUCAAAAUGAAUCCCUUCACCAAGAGGUAGAAAGCAUAAAAAUGGAUGCUACUACUCGAGGUUACAGCGAAAAAAUAGCAAAGCUUGAGGACGAAUUGCGCUACACUCGACCCAGCGUGGAACAGAGUUUAGUUCUUGAAUCACUAACGGUGCAACUUCGAGCUAUUGAAGACACCUUGGAAAGAAAAAUCAAGAACCUUGAAACCUUGCAUUCCAACUCGGCUGCAUCGCUAGUAUGUAGCAGCCCCUCUGAGGAUAUUUCGCUGAACCAAGACAGUCCUCUACAUAGGAAAAAGUGCAAUGAAGGUGAUGCAGCUGAUCAACCACCGCAUCUGCCAGUGGACGAAGUGCAACGGAUAUUCGAUAAACUGCAUCGGCAUACGCGGUUUGAGGAAGUCGCCAUCAAGCGCAUCAACGAUUUGGAGAUGCAAAUCGCUAGCGUGAGAAGUAGCUUUAUGGAAAUACAACAUGAGCGAGAUAUGCUGCAGGAAAGGAUGUCGGAGCAAUCGCUUAAGAUUACUACCCUUCAAUCGAAGCUGGAUGAACAGCGAUUACGGGCCGAAGAACUUCACCGCCAGGGCACAUCACAUCUGACAGUUAAAGUGCACGAUCUGCAGAAUGAGUUAGUGAACGUAAAGGAAACGCUGCAAACUCGCGAUAAGCAGAUCGCGAGUCUGAAAAACUUUCUCGAGAAUAGUCAACAAGUGAUUGAGCGCCAGGAGAAAGAAUUGGCAAUAAAUCAGGCCGAGAACGAUCGAAGCCAAUACGAGUUAAAACUCGAGACAGAGUUGAAGGCCAAAUGCGACGAAAUACAAGUUCUCAAGAACAAAAUCCAGAAUGAAAUGAUAAACAAAGUGGCUCUACCGGAUCUAAUGGAGACUAUGCUAGCCGACAAAAAUGACGAGAUAGAUCAGUUAAAGGAUAAGCUUAACCAAUUGCAAACAUCUGAAGUUCCACCGACCAGUCAUGGCAAGGACGAUGAUAAUGCUCGCACAUUGAGUGACAUCGUCUCGAUUACCGACUGUGAUGAAACAGACAUGGUUUUGCGGCGCAUACCUGAGGAGCCCGAAGGUUUCUUCGCGGCAAACAGCAUCCCGAUGGAAACGCCCAAUUCUGUCUUCAACUACAAAGAAAAACUCCAGUCGACAGCUACAAACAACCGCAAUUCGUACGAAAAAUAUGGUCACAACUCGUUACCCACAUUACCCAAACCUGCGCUUUUUCCAGCGAGUUUUGAGGCACCAACGUUUUUUCAAGAUCUUUCGGCUGCAUUUCCACGGCCAACCCCAUCUACUGGAAUCAGCAGUGCAGGUACACCAGAAUUUUUACCCAGGCAUAUAAACUUUUCGCUGAUGGAUGAAUCCAAAACAACGGUCGGUUCUGCCCGAGAGCGGUUCCGAGAGCCUGCAUUUAUUGAGGAAAUACAAGAAGAUGAUGAAAUAGAAGAGGAAGCUUCAGUGAAAAUAGUUGGCAACGAUAAAGGAAACGUUAAAAAUGAACUGGAGUCGUUGAAAAUAAUCAUAGAUAGAGUUACGAAUGAAAAAAAUGAUGCUAUAGAAAAUAUGCAAGCGAAGAUACAAGAGAAAGUGGAAGAAAUAUGUAAUUUACAAGUGGAGUUAGCUGCUAGGAAUAAACUUUAUGAAGAUUUACUUCAGGAAAGGAAAGACCUCAAGGAGGAAAUGGAGAAAGUUAAAGCAACUCUGAAUAUGUUAGAAACAAUGGGUAUGCAACUAGCACAUAAAGAGAACCUAUUAAAAGAGGCACUUGAAACAAUCGUUUGCAAAGAACAAGAAUUGGCGAAAGUUAAUCAUCUUUAUACGAAACUUCUCGAAGAAAUGGAGCGAAAAAAUAAAGAAUCUGCACUAUUGGCUUCGGAUCAUCAGGAAAAACACCUUCUGUUGGACACGUUGAAGCAACAAGUUGAGUCAUUGAACAAAACAAUUGGCCACAAGAACGAGUUGAUGUCCAAAAUGGAAAAAGACAUUCAUAACUACAGUAAAAAUGAAGAAAAGUAUCUAGAACAGAUAAAAUCACUUGACGCCAAAGAAACUGAGUUGAAGGUUCUACAAACUAAUUAUAAGGAUAGGUUGAACGAGAUUGAAAUUUUGAACGAGGACAAUCGUUUCCUAAAUGAGGAUAUUAAUCGACUUAAAAAUGAGAUUUCCAAAUUAACUAGCAACUCGACGUCAAAUCCUUCCUAUGUUCAAUUUUUGAAACAAAAUUGUGAGAGGUUUGAGGAAGAACUUUGUGAAACCAAAGCAAUGCUCACCGAAAAAAUGCUGGCUCUUGAGCGCGUAAGAAUUGAUUUGAAAGGUUGUCAGAAUGAAGCUGAAGAUCUAAAAGCUCACCUAAGGGAUAAAGAAAUGAUCAUUCAGCAAAUUGGCGAUGACGGUAAUAGCUUGCAUGAAGCUUUAACCAAUAUCCAAAAUAAAAUGCAGGAGAACAAUAGCAAUCUAAAUAGGCAGCUUAGAGAGGAACAAAGCAAAACGGUUGCCCUGCAAACUGAACUGGAUAUGUUAAAAAUGCAAAUUCAGAGGAACGACAACUCUUCAAGUCCAAAACCAUUUUCGGUGGAAGAGAUAGCUGAACAACUGGAAAAAGAGUUGAAUUACUCUGCACAACUCGAUUCGAGCAUUUUGAAAGCAAUGGAGAGUGAUGAUUUGAAUUCAGAAGAUGAAACAAACAGCAAAAAAGCCAGGAAGGAAAAUAAAGGUAGUCGUGAACUCGAAGAUUUGAAACUACAACUGCUUCAUGAGGCGGAUAAAUGUGCCAAAUUGAACGAAUUGCUUGAAGCAGAGAAAAGCAACUCAAAUUCCAUUCAGAUGCAAGAUGCAGAGAUUAUUGAAGCUAUGCGUCAAAGACUGGAAGCCGCUAUUGAUAAUGAAGGCAUGCUACAAAAACUACUGGCUGAAGAAAAGAAUAAAACUGAUCGACUGUCAACACUGAUCGCUGGCGUUCAACGAACUAGGUCGUUCGAUAACUAUUUGCUCAUGAGGGUUAAAUCGCCGCAUGAAUCACCAUCUAGGAGGCUCAAUCGAAGUAAUGAGUUUGAAUCGGAAAUGACGGCUCGGUUUGAAAAUGAAAUCAAAUUCUUGACAGCUCAAAAAGAACGGGAGCGGGAAAGAGCAGUGGAUUUGCAAAGAGUCCUGGAAAGGGAAAAAAUUCGGUUUGAGAAGGAAAUCGAUGAUAGAAAUGAGUAUGGUGAACAGGUAAAGCAAGAGUUAUCAAGGGUUGCGAAAGAAAAGGAUCGCUUAGAAGUUGAGCUUGAUCAUGAGCAGGAGAAACUCAUGUUGGCUCACAAAGAAAUCGAAAGCUUAGAAAAACGAAUAGAAGCUUUCCAAGAGGCGGAUGCAGUGCGAUCUUUCUGUAGGGAACGACCUGCUGGACACAGUUCGCUGGAGCUACGGCAACAAUUGGAAAAUUUUGAGCAAGAGCGAAAUCAGCUUCGUGAUACUAUUCAAAAUCUUAGAUCUGAAGUCGAGCGCAGAAAACAGCGUGAAGGGAAACUUACGGAAGCCUUGAAUAGAGAACAGGCUCUACACAAAGGAGGACAAGUUUCUGUUCCAGAAGAAUUUCUCUGUAAACUCAGAGACAUGAAUAGACUGUUGGAAGUAAAUGCUCGGGAAAAUCAUCAACAAGCAGAGACGCUGCGGUUGUUGAUGGAUGAAAGGAAAGUAUUGCAGUUGCGAAAUCAAGAGCUGGAGCGGUUCAGCAGAAUCCAUACAAAUGGCAGUAAAGAUAACCGGGAUGAUUUGGAAGAACGUGCGAACCAUCUGUUUGGUAAAUAUCUCCGUUCGGAAAGUCACCGAAAGGCGUUGGUUCACCAAAAACGUUACCUACAAAUUGUACUGGCCACGUAUGAAGAAAAUGAAAUCAAAGCGCUCCAAUUACUUAGUUCUCAGAACAUCCCACUGCAUGUCCAAGGUCUUAUCAAGUUGAAUAAACAAGAACAAGACCGUCAGUACAAGCGCCAGUCAUUCCGCGCAGUAGUUAUUGCUGUAAUUGCCGUUGAGCGUAUGAAAUUCAUUGUACGGAAGUGGCAAGGUGGACGACGUGUAUGUUCGAAAGCUAUCUUUUCUUUACCAUUCACUCCUCGAAGGUCUCAAUCAACCAACACUAAUGUGUGGGUUCGCUCGCCUAACUCACAUUUUGUGGAAUAUAAUGUAUCUCCACCGGCUCGCGAUCGUUCAUCAAUGCUUCAGUCAUCGGUGCAUCACGAAUCAGUUUAUUCCGGGCAUUAUCUGCAGCUACCAGAAUCGCAGCUUCUCAUGAACGCUGACAUGCGAGAAAAGCUUGAGGAACAGUACAAUCAAUCGAACAGUAAUCGAUAGAGUACCAUUUUUGUUAUUGAGUCUUUUAUGAGAACUGGGGUGACAUUCCGCAUCUUAAAACGAAAAGUUUUUUGCAUACAAGCUUGUAUGAAAAAGUCAUUUCGACUUAGCUGCAUGAUGUGGCCCCUGGUUAUUAUUCGUUUAGUUAAGCUAUAAUAUUCGCAUAACUUUCUUAUUUUAUUGUGUACUUCUUUUAACAACAUCUAGUCAUAAUUAGACAGCCCUCUGAAUUCUACUGUAGAAGAAUUUCAUUCAUAUUUUGUUUCCGUUUGGGAAACUAACUCAAAAUGACAAAUCAUUACAAAAAAAAAAGAUGUUGUACACAGCUGAUUUCAAUGGGUGACUUAUUGAAUAGCAAAACAAAAUGCUUCGAAAGUGCCUUGCCGAACGGAGUUAACUAUUACUUAUUAAUUAUGUUAUAUUUAGGAUUUAAAAUAACCUAUACAGCCCUAGGAAUAGUGUUCCGAACUUCAAACUAAGAUCAAUUUUGACAUUUUUCACCGCAUCUUGCCAUAUUGUGUGACAGGUGUAAGGUACAAACACGCAUACACUCAUCAUUUCAGUUCAUUUGUAAAUUCAAAUUUGUUUUAGAGCUAUCUUAUAACAAAUCUAUCUAGAAAAAUUAAUUUUACAAUUUUGAUGUGUAUUCAUAUCAAGUUGACGUUCAACUUUCAAAUCAAAAUUUGCAAAUGCUUCAGUUAGUUUAUUAGGGUGUCAAAGUCGGUAAUAAAGCGUAUGAUUCGGGCUGGGGUUGUAAAAGAGUCGGUAUAAAGAACUUACAGAACCCGGCUUUGUCUGAGUAGAUUUUUAGUGUUAAAUGUAAUUUUAAACGUCUUUUGCUGCCGAAGGAACUCAGUCCAAGUUUUACACUUGACCCUAUCCGUCCACGACAUUUUUUCUUGUUUAGAAAUCGAAAAUAAUAUUUUAACCCUUUCUUGGCCAACUUUUUUCCAUCCUAAAUAGGGUUUCGAAACUGUUUUUCCUUAGAACUCAGUUGGGGUUAUGAAAUACGAAAAACCUGUUUUGAUCAAGAUAUGUGCUUCUUUCGUAUUGCUACAAGCUGCUCAAUUUUUAUAUUCUA
Messenger RNA from Topomyia yanbarensis, 10333 nucleotides. RefSeq names its product pericentrin. The record is from RefSeq and is a predicted model, not a curated record. Gene Ontology annotation, biological process: signal transduction. The transcript has 12 exons. The coding region runs from base 181 to 9252 and encodes 3023 amino acids. NCBI's taxonomy places the organism in Eukaryota, Metazoa, Arthropoda, Insecta, Diptera, Culicidae. Gene Ontology annotation, molecular function: molecular adaptor activity.